Brassica oleracea var. oleracea is the source of this 3575-nucleotide messenger RNA. Its product is annotated as autophagy-related protein 18g. The record is from RefSeq and is a predicted model, not a curated record. The coding region runs from base 368 to 3229 and encodes 953 amino acids. The transcript has 9 exons. Gene Ontology annotation, cellular component: cytoplasm. Gene Ontology annotation, molecular function: protein binding. NCBI's taxonomy places the organism in Eukaryota, Viridiplantae, Streptophyta, Magnoliopsida, Brassicales, Brassicaceae. Gene Ontology annotation, biological process: autophagy; response to starvation.
UAUAAGAGAAGUAGACGAGAAGACAAAUUUUGAGAGAGAGAGAGAGAGAGAGAGAGAGGUGUUGUUGAUAACUUUUGCUAAGCUUUCGAUUGAAGUCAAACACUACUUAAAAGCGUUUCCCCAUCGAUAGAUAGAUAAUAGAGAGAGAGAGAGAGAUCGAUCGGAUUCAAACCGUCGGAUGUUAUAUCUCUUCGUCGGUGAUUAUCGGCGGAAGCCCUCCGUGGUUGAGUCUGGGGUUCUGGUGGACGGUGAUGACGGUGGCGGUGGAUGAUCGAAGACAGCGAUGCUCAGUUUUUUUAUUUAUUUGUUUUGUUAGUUGGUUGUGAGUUAGUUGGUUUGUUAAAUAGGUAGUUGGGGUUUAGAGAAGAUGAUGAAGAAAGGGAAAGGGAGGAAUAGUAGUGGAUUGUUACCUUCUUCCUUUAAGAUCAUUUCUUCUUGCCUUAAAACUGUAUCUGCCAACGCCACCAACGUUGCCUCCUCCGUUCGUUCCGCCGGAGCAUCCGUCGCCGCUUCAAUCUCCGCUGCAGAAGAUGACAAGGAUCAGGUGACAUGGGCUGGCUUUGGCGUUCUCGAGCUGAGUCAACAUAUCACCAGACAUGUUCUCUUACUCGGUUAUCAGAAUGGAUUUCAAGUCUUUGAUGUUGAGGAUGCCUCUAACUUUAAUGAACUGGUCUCCAAACGCGGUGGCCCAGUUUCGUUCUUACAGAUGCAGCCAUUACCUGCAAGGUCUGGUGAUCAUGAGGGUUUUGGGAACUCGCAUCCGCUUUUGCUGGUUGUUGCUGGGGAUGACGCAGCUGGCAUGGGUUCGGGUCAAAGCUUUUCGCAUAAUGGUUCAUUAGCGAGAGUAGACUCUUUCGGUGAUGCCACAAGUUAUCCAACCACUGUUCGCUUUUACUCCCUCAGGUCUCACAGUUAUGUAUAUGUGCUGAGAUUUCGAUCAUCUGUUUGCAUGAUUAGAUGCAGCUCCCGAGUUGUAGCUGUUGGCCUUGCAACUCAAAUAUAUUGCUUUGACGCACUUACUCUGGAAAAUAAGUUCAGUGUUCUCACUUAUCCUGUUCCUCAGCCAGUGAGACAAGGGACAACUAGGGUUAAUGUUGGCUAUGGUCCGAUGGCUGUAGGUCCAAGGUGGCUUGCAUAUGCUUCCAACAGUGCCAUAACCAUGAAAACAGGGCGCCUAAGCCCACAGAGCUUUGUUUCUUCACCCAGUGUCAGUCCAAGUAGAGCUGCAGGUGGAAGUAGCGUGAUGGCCCGUUAUGCAAUGGAGUCUAGCAAGCAGUUAGCCAAUGGACUACUCAACUUGGGGGACAUGGGAUAUAAAACAUUGUCAAAAUACUACCAAGAUAUGCUCCCUGAUGGAUCUAAUUCUCCAGCGUCGCCAAAUUCAAUCUGGAAAGUUGGUGGGGUUUCUGGAUUGGAUGCAGAGAAUGCUGGAAUGGUUGCUGUCAAAGAUCUUGUUUCCGGAGCUGUAGUAUCACAGUUCAAGGCUCAUACAAGUCCUGUCUCAGCCCUUUGUUUUGAUCCUAGUGGAACCCUAUUGGUUACUGCUUCUGUGUGUGGGAACAAUAUCAAUGUCUUUCAGAUCAUGCCAUCUCGUUCGCAUAGUGCACCUGGUGACCUAAGCUAUGAGUGCGACACUUCUCAUGUGCAUCUCUUCAAGCUGCAUAGAGGGAUCACUUCGGCCAUUGUCCAGGACAUUUGCUUUAGUCGUCACAGUCAGUGGGUGGCUAUUAUUUCAUCCAAGGGUACUUGCCACAUUUUCGUUUUAAACCCCUCUGGCAGCGAUGCUGGGUUGCUACCUUUAAAUUAUGAGGGUGAAGAACCUGCCCGACUUUCAGCUUCAACUUUUCCAUGGUGGAAUACGCAAACUUUGGCAGUUAAUCAUCCGUCUUCAUCGCCACCACAAGCUGUAGCCCUUUCUGUAGUGAGCAGAAUAAAAUACAGCAGUUUUGGGUGGCUUAACACAGUAAGCAAUGCUGCCACUGCUGCAACUGGAAAAGUUUUUGUACCAUCGGGUGCCGUGGCUGCUGUUUUUCACAAGUCUGUUACUCAUGACCUUCAACAGAACUCGCGGACUAACUCAUUGGAGCAUAUCUUAGUAUAUACUCCAUCAGGCCAUGUGGUGCAGCAUGAACUUCUGCCAUCUGUUUGCGCAGGAUCACCUGAAAGUGGUUCGAGAGUGCAAACCGCAUCACAUGCUCAAGUUCAGGAGGAUGACUUGAGGGUCAAAGUUGAGCCUAUCCAGUGGUGGGAUGUAUGUAGAAGGUCUGACUGGCUGGAAACAGAGGAACGACUUCCCAAAAGUGUCACUGAAAAGCAAUACCAUUUGGAUACAGGGUCGAGUAACUUACCAGUCCAUGAGGAUGCAUGCCUUUCCCUUGACAUCAAUGGCAACUUUGGUGAAGAUAAAACUAGUUCUGAGAAGGCCCCUGAAAGAUCCCACUGCUAUCUUUCUAACUUUGAAGUAAAGCUUACCUCAGGGAUACUACCAGUGUGGCAAAAUUCGAAGAUCUCUUUUCACGUGAUGGACUCUCCAAAAGAUAAUACUGGUGGAGAGUUUGAGAUAGAAAUCGUUCCAGCCCAUGAACUUGAAAUAAAACAGAAAAAACUCAUGCCAGUUUUUGAUCAUUUCCACAGCACCAAAGCUACGCCGGAGGAGAGGUUUUCCAUGAAAUGUUAUCACACAUCGCCGUUGGGAUCUUACCAAGCCAAUGGAAAGAUUUGCCAAGAUAUAAUCAACUGUCACUCGAAGCCAGGAUCUGCUGGAAGUUCUGAAGAGAGUUCAUCUAAACGGAUGGAUAAUUUCCAUGAUUCGGAUCACAUGAACAACUCAUUCAAGUCUUCUUCAAAUCUUUACCCAACAACAAAUGGGUUCUACAAGGAAAUAGAGAAGGAGAACACAAAUGGGUUUGUUGAGAAACCUGUAACAGCCGAAUUCUACACGCUAGAAGAAACCCGGAUGGAGAAGCACAUCACAAAUGGCUUCACCACACAACCUGUUCAGACAGAUAUCACUGUCAAUGAACAGAUGCUCUCUACAGAAGAAUCUCCUAUGAACUUUGGUUUUUCUCUGCGUGAAGAACAUUGCAAAGCAGUAGCAGAUCCAAAAGAAGAACACCUGAUGAAGUCAGCUGAAGUUACAAAUGGUCAUCAUCUAAACGUCAACAACAGCACAGAGAAACCACAAGGAGAUGAGAUGGUAUGUGGUAUGGUCUCCUUUGUAGGCGAUUGAUUCUCAUGGUACCACACUCAAAAGCCUCGGGUCUAUGUAUAAAUAUCUAUGACAAAUAGUUGUCAAAAGUCCUGAAGGCGUUCUGAAGUUUGUAAAUGUGUAAAGAUCAUCAACACUGGCCUUGAACUAAUUUUUGUACAGUUGGAUCCAGGUAAAGAUCAUCAAACACCUUGGCCUUGAACUUCACCAGUCGUCCUUUUAUUUGUGUGUGGGUUUCGUUUCUCAUGGUGAUUUCUUCUGCGACUUGUUUCUCGAGUAUUUUACAGUUGCCGGAAUAAAAUCAACAGCUGUUACUGCAAGAACUGAAUACUGAAAUCAUGUGAUAAUAUAUGUGAAUGAUGUUUUA